This is a messenger RNA of Felis catus (domestic cat), 1918 nucleotides long. It is a transcript of the gene SLAMF6, whose product is annotated as SLAM family member 6. The record is from RefSeq and is a predicted model, not a curated record. Gene Ontology annotation, cellular component: external side of plasma membrane. Gene Ontology annotation, biological process: T cell activation; T-helper 17 cell lineage commitment; positive regulation of type II interferon production. NCBI's taxonomy places the organism in Eukaryota, Metazoa, Chordata, Mammalia, Carnivora, Felidae. The transcript has 8 exons. The coding region runs from base 63 to 1235 and encodes 390 amino acids.
CAGGAAGGCUUACCACACCUCCGAGAGGAAGGAGAAGUCCGGGUGAGAACCACUUUCAGUUGAUGACAGAAGCACCAAGGGUGGACACCAGCCGCAGGAGGCCACCGGCUCCCGUCUGCCCCGCCGUCAUGCUCUGUCUGCUCCUGCCUCUCGCGUUGGUCUCCUGCCUCGGCCCAGGGAACACAGCUUCACAAGCCAGCUCAACCCCCCUGAUGGUGAAUGGGACUCUGGAGGAAUCGGUAACUUUUCCCUUGAAGCUUCUUAUAUCUGAGGAUACUCAUUCCAUCACCUGGCUUUACAACGGAACAUCUAUAACCUUCAUACAACUAAGCGAUCCUUCGGAUCCGCGGAUCAUACUGACGAAUCCAAAAUGGAAAGACCGACUGCGAUUCAGCAGGAACUACUCCUUACAGCUCAGCAAUCUGACAAUGGCUGACGCAGGAUCUUACCAUGCCCAGAUAACCACACAAACCUCUACAGUGUUUUCCAGUUACAAGCUGAGGAUCUUCAGACCACUGAGGAACUUAGAAGUGGCCAACCACACUUGGCGAUCCGAGAAUGGGACCUGUGAGAUCCACCUGACCUGCUCUGUGGAGAAUAUGAAUGACGACAACCUAGUAAGGUGGGAGGUCGCAGGAAGCAUAUCUAUAAGAGAAGCCAACCUCACUCUGUCCUGGGACCCCAAGAACUCCAGCGAAAAGAAGUACACCUGCAUAGCUGAGAAUCCUGUCAGCCAACUGUCCUUCUCUGUUUCCACCCAGAGUCUCUGCAAAGAUUUUUUGAAUGAUGAAUCCAUUGGUACCCUAUGGAUUGCACUUGUGACUGUUAUUUUGAUAUGUCCAGUCAUCGUGUUACUUGUUGUUUGGAGGAAGAAAUACUGUUUGUGCAAGAGAGGCAUCUUUCAUUUCUCUGCUCAGCAAACCCAGACUUCUGCAGAGAACAUGAAUAACUUAGAGUAUGUCUCCAUCUCUUCGGGGAACACCGUGUAUGCUCAUGUCACUCAUCCAAAGAGGCAAACAAGUAACCCAACGCCUAUGAAAAGCACUGAUUCCUCCACAAUUUACUCCACGGUUCAUCAGUCCAAAGAGAGUAAGCCCAUUUCUCCCCGGACGACUGCCCUCGGCAAUGUCAUCCAAGUGGCUGAGGGGUCUCAGCAGGAAUGCAGGAAGCACAUGGCUACUCCCGAUCCCUUGGGAGAGAACAAACACAGCGUGGUUUCUGCCUGGAGAACUUGAAUAUCUAGGAUCAUCACUUCCAGUUCUGAGGACCGGAACCUGUUCGCCUACGUCAAAUAUCGAAGGAAUGACAUCAUUUCCAACAUGGGACCCAAAUAACAUUUUCUAAUGUGCUCCGGGUCAAAACACGCCUCGGCGAACAAGCCUGGAUAUUGACUUUCUCUUUGGCGACGGAUGGGGUUGUGGUUGACAGGGACUGGUAAUUCAGAAGACAACGACUUCUCUCCUUGUAGAGAGCAGCAGGACUGCGAUUCGCUGGGAGAGAGUACCGUGUGUGACGUAUGUUGCCUCCGGAAUCGGACGGACCCAUCCCCAAACCCUCACGCAUCGUUUACUAGACAUACCUCCCGGGACCCGUGAUGGAACCUCUUGAGCUCUGGUCUGCUAGACUGAAAAAUGGGGAUCAGCCUGUUAACUCAAACCAGGAACCAGAGUUAUCCUUGACUUCAGCUGUUUCGUCACCAGGCCCUUUGGACUCUACCUCCACACAUGUAUGUCAGAUCAACCCGCUUGUCUCCAAACCUUCAACCUCCAUCCUGUAUUAAUUAACCCACCAUCAUCUCCAACCUGGGCUACGACAGUAAACUCCAAACAAAUGUCCCCCAGGUUGGCUCUUACCUCCCCCCGGUCCAUUCUCCACAAGACAGCCGGAGUAAUGUCUUUAAUAUAAAUCAGACCCUUCA